AUGUCUGAGAGAGAUAUUGCUACGCCUGAUUUUCAGCUAUACCCUUCUGGGAAUGCAGCUGAGAAGACUCACAUUGUGAUUGUCGGUGCUGGUAUUAUAGGGUCGUGUACUGCGUACUACUUAACGCAGCACCCGGAUUUUGACCCCAGCACACACCAUAUAACUGUUCUGGAAUCGCGUGAGGUUGCCGGUGGGGCAUCGGGUAAAGCUGGUGGGUUACUGGCCUCAUGGGCCUUCCCACAGCAGAUAGUCCCAUUGAGUUUCCAGUUACACCAGGAGCUGAGUGACAUGUACGAUGGUGCCACCAACUGGGACUAUAGAAGAUUGACCACUGUAUCCUUGGAGGCUGAUCUUAAACUUGCAGACCAGCAUAUCCCGCUGUAUGAGGACCAUAACGGUGUCAUCAGCGAGGCCCCAAAGACAUCUUACUCUCUGAAUGUACCUCCACCAAAGAAGACGGCGUUGAAGAAGAAGAAGAACGAUAAGAUGAAGAACAAUUUCAGUCUUUCUGGGUCUUCUGAUGAGGAAGAGUCAUCCGAUUCAGAUAUAGAGAUGAAACCAAACCACAGGGACCUGAACGGCAAGAAAGAUGCAUCUUUGUCAAAGAGCGAGGAUGAUGAAGAGGACGAGGAUGACGGGAAUGCUAGCAUCAUUUCUGGUCCAACUGGCAAUACUUCUUUGAAGGAUGAAGUAGCCACAACCUCUCAAGAGAAUCCCUCUGAUAGAAAUUCCAGCACAAACAUUGGAAGCUUGAAGGAUGGAACAACCAGCAGCAUAUACUUUAAUAACCAAAACCUGAAGACUCAGUUACCAAGAGACUUGACAUGGCUGAGGAACGAUAUUGUUACCGACUGGUCCUCCUUGGGUGGUACAGACUCCACCGCCCAGGUUCAUCCCCACAAGUUUACCCAUUUCCUUCUACAAAAGGCUAUGGAGACUGGUGCGGUUGACUUGAUACGAGGCCAGGUCAUAAAUAUUAGUGUGGACGACACAGGUGCCGCCACGGGUCUUACAUAUAUACCAAUGCAAUGGUCAAGAUCAGAUAAGUUGAAUGAUGGCCCAGACGAAGGUACAGAAAAAUCAAAGCAGAAGAGAAACAGUAAAGUGCCGAUCAAAAUCACUGAUAUCCACCAUCUGGUGUUGAGUAUGGGCCCAUGGACUUCAAAACUUCUCAAAAAUUGUCCAAUCUCUGGUUUGAGAGCACAUUCCAUCACUAUUAGACCUAGUGCCGAUGGAGAUUCAAGAGGUAAGAGAAAGAACAACGGAAACAAACCAAACAUCGAAAACUAUGUUUCUCCAUAUGCUAUAUUUACAGAAUUAAAGACCGGAGACAAUGAAUAUUUUUCACCUGAGUUAUAUGCAAGACGGGACGAGGUAUAUGUUUGUGGGGAAGGUGAUACCUUGGCUGGAUUACCUGAGGCAUCUGAUGAAGUUGAAGUUAUCGAAGAAAAAUGUGAUCAGCUUUACCACUACGUGUCUAAGCUAUCUCCUGUCCUAUCUGAAGGUGAAAUUCUAACAAAACAAGCAUGCUACCUUCCAGUGCUAAAUGUACCAACCAGCUCAGGUCCAUUAAUUGGUGAGACUAAUAUAAAGAACUUAUUUAUUGCCAGUGGUCAUUCAUGUUGGGGUAUCAAUAACGCGCCAGCUACAGGUAAGAUUUUAAGUGAGAUUUUGCUAGAAGGUGAAGCAAAAUCUGCAGAAAUUAGUGCACUUGAUCCAAAACUUUACUUUGACGCUACUAUGCACUAA
Messenger RNA from Nakaseomyces glabratus, 1749 nucleotides. RefSeq names its product Tda3p (gene TDA3). The record is from RefSeq and is a predicted model, not a curated record. Gene Ontology annotation, molecular function: oxidoreductase activity. Gene Ontology annotation, cellular component: late endosome; cytoplasm. NCBI's taxonomy places the organism in Eukaryota, Fungi, Ascomycota, Saccharomycetes, Saccharomycetales, Saccharomycetaceae. Gene Ontology annotation, biological process: retrograde transport, endosome to Golgi.